AUGUGGUGCUCGCACAGCGGUUUUCAGGAACUGGUGCAAGCGGUCUGGGCAGCUCCUUUGGUGGGAAAUCCUAUCCAAAUUGUGAUAGCAAAACUAAAGGCGGUGAAGCAGGCUCUCAAGCAUUGGAAUAAAACCACAUUUGGCAACAUCUUCAACAACAUUCAAGCUACCUUGGCGGAGCUUAUCCGUGUUGAAGUAGAGGCUCAGGCGGCUCCAGGCCAGGAUUCCCAUCAGAACCUGCAGCUUGCGGCGGCCAAGAGCAGAAGAGCUGUAAUCCAGGAAAUCAAGCUAGCGGAUGGAACGCUUAUCACGAACAUCACAGGAAUCAGAGAAGCUGCGGUGGACUACUUUAAUCAUCUUCUUCAGGUGGAAGACAACCUUGAUGCCCAGAACUUCCUGCAGUCAAUCCCGACAGUAGUGUCAGCCCAUGACAAUGCCCUCCUACUUGCCGAACCAUCCCUGGAAGAACUUCUCCAAGCGGUGAAAGUGAUCCCGCCUAACAGUGCUGCUGGCCCAGACGGCUUCUUUAGGGCAUUUUUUCAAGCCUGUUGGUCGAUGAUUCAACACGACCUUCUCAUGGCUGCCAAAUAUUUCUUCACUGGUGCGGAGUUCCCUCGAGCUCUGACGUCCUCGCUAAUUUGCCUAAUCCCCAAGAUAAGUGCUCCUGUUUAUUUCUUUGAUUUUAGAACAAUUAGUCUCUGUAAUUGUUUGUACAAAAUUUUUUCGGGUAUUUUUGCAUCCAGACUGGGAGCCAUUCUCCCCAACAUUGUCUCCAUAGAACAGGCUGCAUUUGUGUAG
Magnolia sinica is the source of this 798-nucleotide messenger RNA. RefSeq lists its product as uncharacterized. The transcript has 2 exons. Bases 1 to 798 code for a protein of 265 amino acids. The record is from RefSeq and is a predicted model, not a curated record. Lineage: Eukaryota; Viridiplantae; Streptophyta; Magnoliopsida; Magnoliales; Magnoliaceae.